GACGACGAGCAAUAAACCGACCACGAUGCUCUCAGCGUUGCGCGCGUUUGCGCGCCCUCCUUCCCUGUGUGCCCCUUUAUCCAUGCGCACAACUGGCUCGUCACAUACUCCUUUGAUGCUUCCGAGGCGCUCAGCAAUUCUCCCCCUCAUCCAUCCUCGUGCCUUUCAUGCCUCCCCACCCUCGCUUGUUACCCUGAACCAGGCCAUGCGCCGUAAAGCGCCAAAGAAGCGCAACUCGUCGAAGGCUCCAUUGCUGGAAAAUAACAGUCAAAAGAAGGGCGUUUGCGUGCAGAUCUUUGUUGUCAAACCGAAGAAGCCUAACUCAGCCAAGCGCAAGGUUGCGCGAGUGAAGCUCUCCUCAGGGAAGACCCUUCAGGCUUACGUCAUGGGCGAGGGGCAUAAUCUGCAAGAGCAUAGUGUUGUGCUGGUCAGAGGAGGUCGUGCGCAGGAUUUGCCGGGUGUGAAAUACAAGCUUGUACGUGGAGCUCUUGAUUUCGGUGGAGUCGUGGGUAGGGUCAAUGCACGGAGCAGAUAUGGAGUGAAAAAGCCCAAGAAGUCAUAGCUUAUUCGUCGUCUCCACUAUGUUUCCAUUUUCUUUUGUUUUCCCUUGACCUAUGGAUUGGCUGCUCGUC
Molecule: messenger RNA, 632 nt
Organism: Heterobasidion irregulare TC 32-1
Lineage: Eukaryota; Fungi; Basidiomycota; Agaricomycetes; Russulales; Bondarzewiaceae
Exons: 3
Coding region: 26-562 (178 amino acids)
Biological process (GO): translation
Cellular component (GO): ribosome; small ribosomal subunit
Molecular function (GO): structural constituent of ribosome
Source: RefSeq, a predicted model, not a curated record